Naegleria fowleri is the source of this 1956-nucleotide messenger RNA. RefSeq lists its product as uncharacterized. Gene Ontology annotation, biological process: protein insertion into mitochondrial inner membrane from matrix; mitochondrial respiratory chain complex III assembly. Gene Ontology annotation, cellular component: mitochondrial inner membrane. The transcript has a single exon. NCBI's taxonomy places the organism in Eukaryota, Heterolobosea, Eutetramitea, Acrasida, Naegleriidae. The record is from RefSeq and is a predicted model, not a curated record. The coding region runs from base 1 to 1956 and encodes 651 amino acids. Gene Ontology annotation, molecular function: ATP binding; ATP hydrolysis activity.
AUGAACAAACGAAUUGCAGCACCCCACUCCAAGCUUUUCAUCUCUAGAUAUCGUGCGGUCUUCUACCAAGUGGUGGUGGUGGUGUUGAGCCUUCUUCUUCUUUUAAAGAGCCUCCCGAUCGUUCUUGGUUCAGAUCUUUCUCACAACAACAAACAAGGAAAAGAAGAAUUGAAUGUCGGAGCAUGCCUCAGUAAUACUGAUCGGCCACUUGGUGAACUCUCGGAACAAAAAGGAGGAACAAGAGCUCCACCCUCUUCCUUCACAGCUGAACUUUUCAACACUCACUCACUCUUUCUGAGUUUGUUGGCUCUUGUGGUUGGUGCAUUGAGUUCCUUCAUGCUUUAUUCUUUGAAAUUAAGUUUGGAAACCGUUUUGAUUCGUAUUCUCUUUUUUCAACUCUCCCUUUCUGAUAAGGAUGAAGAAUUCAUGUGGUUCAAUUCAUGGUUUUCCUAUCAUCCUUACACUUUGAGUGGAAGUUCUCAAAUUAAACCCUACAAACAGUCUCUGAAAAUUAAUGGAGCUGUCUCGUUGAUUCAUCGAUCCACAAGUGAUCGCAACGACGAUUCCUGCUCCUUGCAAAAUUUGAAUGAAACCUUAAAGAAUUUUGAAAAGAAGGUGAAUUUUGUUCCUUCGUAUGGCUAUCAUGUCAUUUAUGUGAAUUCUCAACCUUAUGUGAUUUAUUUACAAAUGACUGUUCAGAAUACUGUGAAUGAAGUGAGAGAAAAGGAAUUUAUUACUAUUUGGAAACCAAGAUAUUCAUGGAUGAAUAUGUGGAUUCGAUUCUUGUAUCCAUGCGUGGAUAAUGUCACCAAUUCACAUCAUGUGAAUGACAUGUUAUUAAGAGCAGGAUUUAAAAAGGAAUUUUUGACAUGGAAUAAUCUUGCUUCGAUCGAGUCACAACCUAAAGAGAGUUCAGAAUCAUUUCAUAAUGAGAAUGCAUCCAAUCACCACAAGAACCACCUUUUGGAGGAUAAGAAACAUUUGGAACCAUCUCAUUCAACAACUGCCUUUUCCAUGUUUACCGAACUUCUCCGCGAUUGUUUCUAUGUUCACACGUUAUUGACUCGUGAAAAGACAAAAAUUUUCACAGCCUAUUAUCAAUCAUGGGCCCUUGCCACUAUUAAGGAAAAACGUGAAGUGAACACUGUGAUUUUGGACGAAGGUGUUUUUGAAGAGUUGCAUUCUGAUAUUUGUGAAUUUUUAAAUGGACGUCAAUGGUAUAAGGAAAGAGGAAUUCCUUAUCGAAGAGGUUAUUUGCUGUAUGGAGAACCUGGAAGUGGAAAAACUUCCACCAUUAUGGCCAUUGCUGCUUGUCUCAAUUUGGAUAUUUGUGUAUUGAAUUUGGGAGCAAAGAACUUAACAGAUGAUUAUUUGGUUUCAUUGUUUACGAAUGCUCCUGCCAAUUGCAUGAUUGUUUUGGAAGAUAUCGAUUCUGCAUUUCCUAAAGUAGACAAAGAAAAAAGUGAGAAUUCUAAUUUUUCAGAUUCAUCAAGAACUACCUUCUCAUGUUUGUUGAAUUGUUUGGAUGGUAUUACUUCACAAGAAUCGAGAAUUGUCUUUAUGACCACUAAUUAUAAGGAGAAAUUACCUCCUUCCUUAAUUAGAAAUGGACGAGUGGAUCGAAGAAUCUAUUAUGGUCAUGCCACCAAAUAUCAAUGUAAGAAACUUGCAAGAAAUUUCUUUCCAAAUGAGUUCACCGAAGAGAAGGGAGAGUUAUUGUGGAAUCAGUUGAAAAAUCAUACCUUCUGCAUGUCACAACUUCAAGCUUUCUUUUUGAGAUGUAGAAAAAGUUUUUCUCAAGUUUUGGAGGCAAGUAAGGACUUUGAAAGCUUUUUGGAAAAUUCUCCAAAAUCUUCCAAAGUUGCCCCUUUAAAUAAGAACAAUGCCUUGACAGUAUCCUCCACUGAAUCUUCGCCAAGAAUUGAAACUAAGGAGGCUAAGGUCGAUGAAGACUGA